This is a messenger RNA of Spea bombifrons (plains spadefoot toad), 1417 nucleotides long. Its product is annotated as cyclin-dependent kinase 5 activator 1-like. Gene Ontology annotation, molecular function: protein kinase binding; cyclin-dependent protein serine/threonine kinase activator activity. The record is from RefSeq and is a predicted model, not a curated record. Bases 458 to 1339 code for a protein of 293 amino acids. Gene Ontology annotation, cellular component: cytoplasm; protein kinase 5 complex. Lineage: Eukaryota; Metazoa; Chordata; Amphibia; Anura; Pelobatidae. The transcript has 2 exons. Gene Ontology annotation, biological process: brain development; positive regulation of cyclin-dependent protein serine/threonine kinase activity; activation of protein kinase activity.
CAAAGGGGGGGGGGCACGUAGGAGGAUGGCAACAAACCCGGCAACAUGCGCAGGUGCAUCUUCGCUAAUUCGUUAGGAAUUCAGCAAAACAAAAUGGUCUUUUAACACUUCGAGAACCCCCGAAAGCUUGAAUCCGUCCUCGUUACACGCCAGGUCCCUCCCUUCUAACGACUGCAUGAUAAUUAGGAUUUUCCAAUUGCUUACAUUCCAAUGAGUUGUUAAUGAGAGGGAGGAACAAUAGGAGCGUCUUCUACAGAAGCGAUCCGCCGGUAUUCGGAGGCAGCUGCUGCAUCUCCAUCCGUGGAACCUGCGCCGCCGACAGGGUAACCCUUCGCUUCUUCUUUGAGCAUCUCAAGCAUUGUUCGAAAGACUUGAAAUGAGACCCAUCAGCUCUUUUACCAGUUGAGAUAUAGAAAGUCUUCACAGGUUACAAGACCUCAACAUCCGAUACACCGUCAUGGGCACUGUACUCUCUUUGUCCCCUGGCUACAGUAAGGGCAGUCUGUUCGAGGGAGGCUCAUCAAGCGUUGCCCACUACAUAGCCAUCCAGAACAGCAAAAAUGGGAAACCCCUGAAGAGACAUUCAUUUAUUUCAGUCUUACCUUGGAAGAGGCUUGUGGCUGCUUCGUCCAAAAAGAAGCAGCCGAAGAAGACUUCGCCCAGCAGCAGUUACCAGAAAUAUUUUCCUCACUUUAAAGAUGAAAACCUUAAAAAGUCUCUCCCCUGCUCUAAUCUCUCAAGUUAUUCUCAAGAUACAAAGGACUUGAAUAACAAGGACGACAGAUGUUCCCAGACCAAGGAGAACCAACAGCAGCAGAUCCAUUCGUCCCCAAAAAGGGUGGUGGUGCAGGCAUCCACCAGCGAGCUUCUGAGAUGUUUGGGAGAGUUCCUCUGCCGUAGGUGCUAUAAGCUAAAGCACCUUUCUCCCACAGACCCUGUUUUGUGGCUUAGGAGCGUGGAUAGAGCACUGCUCCUUCAAGGGUGGCAGGAGCAAGGGUUCAUAACCCCAGCUAAUGUGGUUUUUCUAUAUAUGCUAUGUCGAGACGUAAUCUCCUCGGAACUCUCCAGCGAGCAUGAAUUACGGUCAGGGUUGUUGACCUGUGUAUAUCUAUCCUACUCCUACAUGGGCAACGAGAUCUCGUAUCCCUUGAAGCCAUUCCUGGUGGAGAGCUCCACAGAGGCAUUCUGGGACAGAUGCCUUUCUAUUAUCGAUUCCAUGAGCUCCAAGAUGUUGAGAAUCAAUGCCGACCCACAGUAUUUCACCCAGAUCUUUGCUGAUCUCAAAUUUGAAGGGGAGCAGGAAGAAGAAAACCUGCUAUUGAUUAGAUUGGACCGAUAAAUUACCGGCGGACGGAGAACAUCGAUCUCCUGAAAUGCUACGGUAUUUUUGUAGACUACAAGGAACGGUUUUACAAAA